Molecule: messenger RNA, 279 nt
Organism: Entrophospora sp. SA101
Lineage: Eukaryota; Fungi; Glomeromycota; Glomeromycetes; Entrophosporales; Entrophosporaceae
Source: the annotation of a GenBank genome assembly
AUGCAAACUAAAUUCAACAAGGAGACUAUCAAAUCAGCUGAAUCAAAAAGAAAAACGAUUGGUAGCAAUGAAUAUAAAAACAAUCCAACAUCAAAUAAAUGUCCAUUUUUAAAAAUUAAUUCAACAAGUACAACACAUGAUUCAACGAUUUUUAAUUUAUGUAUAUCAGCAGCUUUUGUUGCUAGAGGGUUGGCAGUUGAGAAAUGUGAUGACUUAUAUUCCGCCGUCUAUACGCAAUUAGGAGAAACUUCUAAAAACUUAAACGCCAAAUCAACUUAA